ACACACACACUCACUCAUUCACACACUCCCCCAGCUCCACCAUGUCCGCCUGCUCCAGCGACCUGAGCUACGGCAGCCGUAUCUGCCUUCCCGGCUCCUGUGACUCUUGCACUGAUUCCUCCUGGCAGGUGGACGACUGCCCAGAGAGCUGCUGCGAGCCCCCCUGCUGCGCCCCCAGCUGCUGCGCCCCAGCCCCCUGCCUGACCCUGGUCUGCACCCCAGUGAGCUGUGUGUCCAGCCCCUGCUGCCAGGCGGCCUGUGAGCCCAGCCCCUGCCAAUCAGGCUGCACCAGCUCCUGCACGCCCUCGUGCUGCCAGCAGUCUAGCUGCCAGCCAGCUUGCUGCACCUCCUCCCCCUGCCAGCAGGCCUGCUGUGUGCCUGUCUGCUGCAAGUCUGUCUGCUGUGUGCCCACCUGCUACAAGCCUGUGUGCUGCGUGCCCACCUGCUCUGAGGGCUCCUCUUCAUGCUGCCAGCAGUCUGGCUGCCAGCCAGCUUGCUGCACCUCCUCCCCCUGCCAGCAGGCCUGCUGUGUGCCCAUCUGCUGCAAGUCUGUGUGCUCUGUGCCCAUCUGCUCUGAGGAUUCCUCUUCAUGCUGCCAGCAGUCUAGCUGCCAGCCAGCUUGCCGUGCCUCUUCCUCUUGCCAGCAGUCUUGCUGUGUGCCCAUCUGCUGCAAGCCCGUGUGCUGUGUGCCCACCUGCUCAGAGUCCUCCUCUUCAUGCUACCAGCAGUCUAGCUGCCAGCUGACUUGCUGCACUUCCUCCCCCUGUCAGCAGGCCUGCUGUGUGCCCGUCUGUUGCAAGCCCGUCUGCUGCAAGCCCAUCUGCUGUGUGCCUGUCUGCUCUGGGGCUUCCUCUCUGUGCUGCCAGCAGUCUAGCUGCCAGCCGGCUUGCUGUACCUCCUCCUGCUGCAAACCCUCCUCCUCUGUGUCCCUCCUCUGCCGCCCCGUGUGCAGGACUGCCUGCUGCGUGCCUGUCCCCUCCUGCUGUGCGCCCACCUCCUGCCAGUCCAGCUGCUGCCGUCCGGCCUCCUGCGUGUCCCUCCUCUGCUGCCCCGCAUGCUCCCGCCCAGCCUGUUGAGGCCUCUGCUCAGGCCAGGAGUCCAGCUGCUGCCAGGCACUUCCCCCAGGGCCAGCCAUGCUCAGGUCUUGAUCUGGCUUAGGUGGCUACCCCCACCUGGGGACAGGGUCCCCAUGUCUCCACUGUGCUGAGGUGACCACCCUCCUUGCUCCCAGGAGCCCCCAUCCUUGCUGCUCCCCAGCUGCUGCCUCCCAGCAUGUGCCCACCUGCCUGCUGGGCCCCCGUCCUCCCUCCCAGCUUCUCUGCCCCAGGUCAUUUGGCCUCAACUUGAGCCUGUCAGCACCUCCUCCUGCUCCCAAUAAACUCUCCUUGGCCACCUGA
Cebus imitator (Panamanian white-faced capuchin) is the source of this 1397-nucleotide messenger RNA. RefSeq names its product keratin-associated protein 10-2-like. The record is from RefSeq and is a predicted model, not a curated record. Gene Ontology annotation, cellular component: keratin filament. The transcript has a single exon. Bases 42 to 1076 code for a protein of 344 amino acids. NCBI's taxonomy places the organism in Eukaryota, Metazoa, Chordata, Mammalia, Primates, Cebidae.